Messenger RNA from Pseudoliparis swirei, 670 nucleotides. RefSeq names its product cytochrome c oxidase subunit 4 isoform 1, mitochondrial (gene cox4i1). The transcript has 4 exons. Gene Ontology annotation, biological process: mitochondrial electron transport, cytochrome c to oxygen. NCBI's taxonomy places the organism in Eukaryota, Metazoa, Chordata, Actinopteri, Perciformes, Liparidae. The record is from RefSeq and is a predicted model, not a curated record. Bases 2 to 511 code for a protein of 169 amino acids.
AAUGCUGGCGACUAAAGCCCUUCGCCUUGUUGGCAGACGUGCCAUUUCCACGUCCGUUUGUGUUCGUGGAGGACAUGGUGUUGCUAAGGCGGAGAGCUACUCUCUCCCUGUCUACUUUGACAGGCGGGAGAAUCCCCUCCCAGAUAUCUGCUAUGUGCAAAACCUGAGUCCAGAGCAGGCGUCCUUGAAGGAGAAGGAGAAGGGCUCCUGGGCUGCACUUUCUGAUGAGGAGAAGAUUGCAUUGUACCGCAUCAGCUUCAAACAGAGCUAUGCUGAGAUGACCCAGGGAUCGUCAGAGUGGAAAACUGUGGUUGGAGCGAUGAUGUUCUUCAUUGGCUUCACUGGUCUGGUUGUGCUCUGGCAGAGAAAGUAUGUGUAUGGACCCGUCCCACACACAUUUGAGCUUGAGUACAAACAGAAGGAGCUUCAAAGGGUGUUGGACAUGAGAAUGAACCCAGUGGAGGGAUUUGCAUCAAAGUGGGACUACGAAAACAAGCAGUGGAAAAAGUAAAGGACCAAAUUUGAAGAUAAAGGCAGAACAACUCAGAUAUACAAGAAUACAUAUAUUUCUGUAUUUAUCAACUGGUCACAUUACCACUGCAUUUUGGAAGGCCUCUUCCUCUUAUGGUCAUUCUGUAAUAUAGAAAUAAAAAUGGUUAAACUCAUCAAA